AGCGUCCUUGGAAACACAUUUGAGUUGAGUGGCAAAUGUUUUAAUUCAAUUAAACAAUAAUUAAAAUAUGUGAGAAUUUAUAGCGAUUAUGUAUGAAAACGACAGGAAAGGCCCUGCAUCAGGUUGGGAGAGAGCUGAAACUUUGGUUGGCGUCCCAUAUUAUGUCAAUCAUGCAACUGAAACAACGCAGUGGGACCAUCCAGAAAUGACACUAUUGAUGAAUGAAAUGUCAUUGGCUGAUGACAUAAAGUAUGCUGCAUAUCGCACUGCAGUAAAGCUAAGAGCAAUUGAAAAGAAAAUUCAGGUUGAUUCAGUGAACUUGCUAACCAUCAGAGCAGUAUUUAAUGAUCUUGGAUACGCAGAAGGUUUCACAGAAAACAAAAUUAAUGUUCAACAACUUGAAGAAGUAUUAAGAGAAAUGUUUACUCGCGAACGUGAAAAAGGCGGAGAUGUGAACGUGGCAAAUGGUGUAGAACUAACUCUCAACUGGCUGUUGAAUACUUACGAUCAGACUCGAAGUGGAUCCAUUCGAAUUAUAUCAGCAAAGAUUGGUCUGGCUUGUUUAUCAGUUGCAAGUGUUCAGGAAAAGUACAAAUAUUUUUUCGAUCAGAUUUCAUCAAGCAAGGGUUUUAUUGACAAGAAACGGCUGCGUGUGUUUUUAAGAGAUGCAUUACUGGUUUUGAAAUAUAUCAAAGAGUACCAUUCGUUUGGAAGAUCUGGUAUUGAACCCACAGUAAACAGUUGCUUUGAUCGGGCGUUCAUCCCCGACAGAGUAAGUCAACUUGAAUAUUUGGAGUGGAUGAUUGAUGAACCACAGACUCUUGUUUGGAUACCAACCUUGCAUCGACUUGCAAUGUCAGAAACAGUAACACAUGAAGGAAAGUGCAAUAUUUGUAAGAUGUUCCCAAUCGUUGGGUUCAGGUAUCGAUGUUUGAAAUGCUUUAAUUUUGACAUGUGCCAGAAUUGUUUUUGGUCCGGACGAGUGGCAAAAAAUCAUAAACUUCGUCACCAAACGCAAGAAUACUGUUUACCAGCAACCCAAAAAGAGGACAUAAAAGAUUUUGCUAAAGUCAUAAAAAGUAAAGUUGGAAAGAAAAAAAAGAAGUCAACGAAACCAAGAUAUCUUCCAGUCACGAAUGAAGCAACGACUUAUGCUUCAAACGAAGACACGGAAAAUGUUGAUUAUGCAGACAAUGAAAGUACAACAUCUUUCGAUUCCCACGAUAUUGAGUCAGAAAGGUUAUCAGAGGCGAAGGAGAUUCCAAAGAAAGAUAAUCAAUAUUCUUCCUCAGAGGUUCUCACAUCAAGUCCUGAUGUAGAUGAUGAACACGAAUUGAUAUCUUACUAUACCUCACGUUUAAAUAACAAAUCUCCAGCACCAACGACUAGCACUCCGAUGCAGGCGACCACACUGGAGAGAGAUCAAGUAAGCGAAAUGGAACAAAUUAUUGUGAGUUUAGAAGACGAUAACAGAUAUCUACGAGAAAAGAUCUUGGACAUCCAGGCGUCAGAGCAUGGAAGACGUCUGAACCAGUCUCUUGAGUCUGACGAACGAGAAGUAAUAGAGGAAUACAAUAAAAGACUGGAAGCCAGACAAGAAGUUUUAGAAGACCAUAACAAUCGUCUUGAAGAACAGCUUACAAAACUACGUCAUUUUAUAAACCAGAAAAAGUCACCUCACACCAGCAAUAGCUUGUACAAAACAAGUGGUCUUCAAACAUAUGAUUUUACGUCUCAAAAUGUUUCACACGUUUCAUCCCCGCCGCGGUUAUUAAACUCUUCGUCACGCCGUUACGAAAGGCUCCGGCCAAAACCAGAGUUGCGCGGACAAUCACAGAGUACGGGACGUGCUGCUAUAUUACUCCCACCACCAUCCACACAUCUGGUUAAAUCGGUUAAACCAUCUGCUGUUCCAAAGAGCGCGGAAGAUGAACUUGGAUCUGGUACGAACGAUGGGAUUCUCCGUCCCAGUAUCUCAAUGUCCUCGGACGAGGAUCUUCGUGCAAUUGAAAUCCAGAUGGAGGAACUUUUAGAACGGGAGAGUCCUGGUAAAGACUCAAGGGCCGAGUCUGAAACCGGCACCCUGCCCGCGUAUGCUGCAGACUCUGACUCCUCAGAUGAACAACAGCAAUACUUGCUUACAGCGGCAAGUAUGGUUGGAGACGCAAUGGAUAGUCUAGUUUCUAACCUCUCAAGAGAUCAACCAAGUUGGAACCAUUUGGAUCUUGUCUUAACUGGUGGUGAUGAGGAAGUUUAAGAUGGUAGACUGUAUUCUAAUCAUCUAAUUUGUGCGAAAUAAUUCAGUAAUAAGACUCGAAUAUGGCUGAGUAAUUUAAAAUAUUUUAUUUGUAUAUAUUAGAGUUUGAAGCCGAAAGAAUAACGUCGCUUUGUCAUUUUUUAAAAGAAGUUAAACAACUGACUAUGGUUGAGCUCGAUCUAUAUGCAUAUGAGCUCGAUAUCGUAUAGUUUUAAUAACUCCCGUCAGAAAGAAAAUUAGAAAUUUUAGAUUUAGGAUGAUCAUGCAUGUGGCUAACACUUCCCAUACAUCAUAAGCGGUCUUUCUUCAAAAAGUCAACCGUGAUUACAUCAGUACGAUUCUAUAUGUAAAUAAAAGUGUGAA
Messenger RNA from Dendronephthya gigantea, 2620 nucleotides. RefSeq names its product dystrophin-like. NCBI's taxonomy places the organism in Eukaryota, Metazoa, Cnidaria, Anthozoa, Malacalcyonacea, Nephtheidae. Gene Ontology annotation, biological process: synaptic signaling. Gene Ontology annotation, molecular function: protein binding; zinc ion binding. The transcript has 22 exons. Gene Ontology annotation, cellular component: plasma membrane. The record is from RefSeq and is a predicted model, not a curated record. The coding region runs from base 89 to 2257 and encodes 722 amino acids.